AUGGCGUCCUUAUUGGAGAAGAUUGACACAUUAAUAGAUGAAUCUUCAGAUCCAAGGGUACGGAACUGGUUCCUAUUGGGCAGCCCUUUCCCAACACUCAUCAUCAUAGCACUUUACUUAGUGACGGUGAUGUGGAUUUUACCGGCCUACAUGAAAGAUAGGAAACCAUUCAAACUGACGAAAAUCAUAAGGAUUUACAAUAUAUUCCAGAUUAUUUCAUGUAUAGUAAUUAUAUACAAGGUAUUCACAGCAGGAUGGUACCAAGGCGAAUACAGUUAUACUUGUGCGCCCAUCGACUAUUCCGACAACCCGAACGCUGUCAAAAUGGUCAGCGCUUUCUACUUGGUAUAUUUCCUGAAAAUGGUCGAACUGAUUGAAACGGUUUUCUUCGUACUGAGGAAAAAAUUCAAUCAAGUUUCAGGACUGCAUCUCUACCACCAUGCCUCGACAUUUUUUCUCACCUACAUCGGAUGCAAAUUCAUUGGCGGUGGUAUGGCUUCGAUGCCCAUAAUGGUAAACUCAUUCAUCCAUGUUCUCAUGUACACCUACUAUUACCUCUCUUCCCUGGGACCAGGAUGGCAGAAGGCACUAGCACCUUGGAAGCCAAAAUUGACAAUGGCCCAAAUGAUACAAUUUGUACUGCUGAUAAUGCACGCUCUGACAGCUCUGCAGCCAGGCUGCAAAGUGCCCAGACAAUUCCUGUUGAUCUACCUGCCCAACGUGAUAGUCAUCUUCAAGAUGUUCGCCGAUUUCUACAAGAAGACCUACGCCAAAAAAUCCCCCGUCACGGAAUUCGCCAAAAACGGCGUAAAGAAAAACGGCGUUCAGCAUUCGCACAAAAAAUCGAAAACAACGUAACUAACAUUAA
Phaedon cochleariae (mustard beetle) is the source of this 868-nucleotide messenger RNA. NCBI's taxonomy places the organism in Eukaryota, Metazoa, Arthropoda, Insecta, Coleoptera, Chrysomelidae. The record is from the annotation of a GenBank genome assembly.